Molecule: messenger RNA, 4158 nt
Organism: Dinoponera quadriceps
Lineage: Eukaryota; Metazoa; Arthropoda; Insecta; Hymenoptera; Formicidae
Gene: msk
Product: importin-7
Exons: 20
Coding region: 160-3342 (1060 amino acids)
Biological process (GO): protein import into nucleus
Cellular component (GO): nuclear envelope; cytosol
Molecular function (GO): small GTPase binding
Source: RefSeq, a predicted model, not a curated record
CACGGGCACCAGCAGCAGCACCAGCAGCAGCAGCGGGCAGACAGGCAAGCAGGCAGGCAGGCAGGGUGAAUGCGCCGGGUCAAGUCCGCCGCGAGGUGAAUCAGUUGAAAAAUUCACGCGUACCAAUUAACACGCCGCACACCGAGCUGACUCGCAGAGAUGGAUCCGCAGAAACUCACGGAGCUGUUGCGGGCGACGAUUGACCCCGCGCAGCAGAAGCAGGCGGAGGAGCAGCUCAACCAGAUUCACAAAAUCAUUGGAUUCGCUCCAACUCUCCUGCAGACAGUAAUGUCAAACAAUGUCGACAUGCCGGUACGACAAGCUGGUGUUAUUUAUCUAAAAAAUCUAAUCACUUCAAAUUGGGCCGACCGAGACGCAGACAACGGGCCCGUAGAAUUUAGUAUUCAUGAACAGGAUCGUGCAAUGAUACGCGAAGCAAUAGUGGACGCUGUGGUACAUGCACCAGAACUAAUUAGAGUACAAUUAGCGGUAUGCAUCAGUAAUAUGGUCAAGCAUGACUUCCCCGGGAGAUGGACGACAAUAGUGGACAAAAUAACGAUAUACCUUCAAAACAGCGACAUGGCGACCUUGCCUGGAGUCCUUCUUGCACUGCAUCAGCUUGUGAAAAAUUUUGAGUACAAGAAAGCAGAAGAGAGGGGACCAUUGAACGAAGCGAUGCACUUAUUAUUCCCUAUGAUCUAUCAAUUGAUAUUAACCUUACUACCAGACUCGUCCCAGCGUUCUGUGUUACUUCAGAAACAGAUAUUAAAAAUUUUCUUCGCUCUCACACAGUACACUCUUCCGCUCGACCUUAUCUCGAGGGAGGUGUUCACGAAAUGGAUGGACGUGGUGAGGCAAGUGGCCGACAGGCCAGUGCCUCCGGAAACCAACAACCCAGACUUGGACGAGGACGAACGCGCGGAACUUCCAUGGUGGAAGUGUAAGAAGUGGGCGUUACACAUUUUACACAGGAUGUUUGAGAGGUACGGCAGUCCGGGAAGCGUGACCAAAGAAUACAAGGAAUUUUCCGAGUGGUACUUGCAGACCUUCAGCGCGGGUAUUCUAGAGGUUCUUUUGAAAAUUCUGGAUCAGUACCGUAGGAAAAUUUAUGUUUCUCCUAGAGUCGUACAGCAGUCGAUCAAUUACAUCAACCAGGGCGUAAGUCACGCGUAUUCUUGGAAGUUCUUGAAGCCGCAUAUGUUCGAGAUCAUACGCGACGUCAUAUUCCCGAUCCUUUCGUAUUCCGCAGCCGAUGAGGAGCUGUGGAACACCGACCCUUACGAGUACAUACGAGUGAAAUUCGAUAUUUUCGAGGACUUUGUGUCGCCGGUGACGGCGGCGCAGACUUUGCUGCAUUCGGCGUGCAGGAAACGGAAAGAUAUGCUGCAAAAGACGAUGCAAUUCUGUUUGGAAGUUUUAACCAGUCCAAACGCUGAUCCGAGACAGAAGGACGGUGCGUUACACAUGGUUGGCAGUUUGGCCGAUGUUUUGCUGAAGAAAAAAGUUUACAAAGAACAGAUGGACAAGAUGUUGCUGCAAUAUGUAUUUCCCGAGUUUAACAGUCCCCACGGCCAUAUGCGAGCGAGAGCAUGUUGGGUGCUGCAUUACUUCUCCGAGAUCAAGUUCAAGCAGGAACAGAUCUUGGUGGAAGCAAUCAGACUAACUACCAGCGCUCUUUUAAACGAUCAAGAUUUACCUGUUAAAGUUGAAGCGGCGAUAGCACUUCAGAUGAUGCUCUCGGCGCAGCCGAAAGCUCAGAAGUAUAUCGAACCUUUAAUCAAGCAGAUAACACUUGAAUUACUGAAUAUCAUACGGGAGACUGAGAACGACGAUCUGACCAGCGUUAUGCAGAAGCUCGUCUGCACGUACACGGAGCAACUCAUGCCUAUUGCCGUAGAAAUCUGUCAACACUUGGCUGCUACGUUUAGUCAAGUAUUGGAAACGGACGAAGGUAGCGAUGAGAAAGCGAUAACAGCUAUGGGUCUCUUGAACACGAUAGAAACACUGUUAACUGUGAUGGAAGACCAACCUCAAAUUAUGGCGCAGCUGGAGCCGAUUGUCCUCCAAGUAGUAGCUCACAUCUUCGGACAAAGUGUCAUGGAAUUUUACGAAGAAGCUCUUUCGUUGGUAUAUGACCUAACCAGUAAGAAGAUAUCUGCGGAUAUGUGGAAAAUACUAGAGCUCAUGUAUCAACUUUUCCAAAAAGAUGGAUUCGACUAUUUCACUGACAUGAUGCCCGCGCUGCAUAACUACAUCACCGUCGAUACUCCGGCAUUUUUGUCCAAUGAAAAUUACAUAUUAGCUAUGUUUAACAUGUGCAAAGCCGUCUUGACUGGUGAUUCCGGAGAAGAUCCCGAAUGCCACGCUGCUAAAUUAUUAGAGGUUAUAAUAUUACAAUGCAAAGGACACAUUGAUCAGUGUAUACCAUCUCUCGUACAAUUAGUCCUAGAACGCUUAAUGCGAGAAGUUAAAACGUCGGAGUUGAGGACGAUGUGUCUCCAAGUCGUAAUAGCAGCUUUAUAUUACAAUCCUGCCCUUUGUUUAGAAACAAUGGAUAGGUUGCAAGUUAAUUUUGUUCAAUCGACGGAGCCGCUCGCUUCACGUUUUAUCAAACAAUGGAUAAACGAUACUGAUUGUUUCCUUGGAUUACACGACAGAAAAUUAUGCGUUCUCGGACUGUGUACGUUAAUCAUCAUGGGCCCGGCGAGACCAAUCGCUGUUAACGAAUGCGCCACGCAAAUUAUUCCGUCUCUAAUACUCCUGUUUGACGGUCUUAAACGAGCGUAUGCCGCCAAAGUUACCGAUGGAGACGAUGAGGAGAACGAGGACGAGGAGAGCGAUAUCGACGAAGAAGUCCUGUCAUCUGACGAGGAUGAGAUAGACGAUGUAAACCAGGAAUAUCUGGAGAAAUUACAAGAUAAGAUCAAGAGAUCGUCCGCUCAGCACGGUUUUAACGUUACCGCGACCAUACAAGAUGGUCACGGUGAUCACAGAUCCGACGUUGACGACGAUGACGAUGACGACGACUUCGACGGUAACGAAGAAACCGCUCUGGAAAGCUACGUAACACCCUUAGAUUCUGAUGAUACCAAUCAAGAUGAAUACGUUGUUUUCAAGGAAGUUAUACAAACUAUUGAGAAGACUGAUGUCGCUUGGUACAGGGCUUUAACUAGUCUUCUCACCCCUGAGCAAGAGAAAGCUCUGCAAGAAAUCAUCUUGUUUGCGGAUCAGCGCAAGGCAGCUUUGGAGAGCAAAAGGAUCGAACAGAGCGGAGGUUAUGCUUUUCACUCACAGACUGUGCCCACCUCGUUUAAUUUUGGCGGAACGCCUUUAAGCCGAUAAGGACUUAUAAUCAUUACAAUUUUAGAUUAAUAUAAAACUGCAAGAAACCCGCCAUACACGUUAAGCAUUGGAAAUUGGAAAUUUUUUCUACGCUAAUACCUGGAACAGAAAUCUUCAGUAUCUCACACACACGACAUGAAAAAAUUAUUCUACAUUCGUUGAAUUUGGAAAAUUCGCACACGUUAAUAUCAUUCGAAUAAACAGACUGUAUAUAUUGAUCGUACGUUCGCCGAGUUUAUUCUGCAUAGUACCCUGCUUUACGAUCGUCUUUUACUUGGAAUGUGACAUCUAUCGAUUUCUUGCAGUGUUUAUCAGAGAUCUAUGUAAAGCGUAAACGAUUUUUUUUUUUUUAGUACCGUGCUAUAUCUUACAAAGAAACAACGCGUCGAAGACAAAGAUGCCGUUGCUCUCCGCACUGUGCGAUCCGAGAAAAAAAAUCCGCGAACCAUUACUUGACACGGUUAAAGUCUUUGUGCACGUAAUGAGAAAAAAAAAAGGUUAAUUGAUUGAGUCAAACUUCAAAGUAUUAAAAAAAAAAGUGCCUUGAGACGUUUUAACGCAGACGGGACCUAAAUUAAAGAAUACAGCGGAGUAAGCUGUAGGUCGGAGUGAGGCCAGGACACUUCUCUAUAGUUAUAAGUUCUAUAAGUACUGUAUUAGAGUAUAAUAAAUUAACAAUAACUAAUAGAGAAAAGACGAAAGCUGUUCCUUUGCUCUUUAUAGAAUAUGACGAGCCGUACUUCUUUGUAAUGGAUGUUUACUACACAUUCGGUAGUUUUUAUAUAUAAUGAUAAAUAAAUUAUAAAUGAUAUCGUA